AUGGUCCGUGUCGCGAAGGGCUCCUUCCAUCGCCUCGAGCAGGUCUUUGAGAGCCUGACGGCGGACCGGCUGAAGAAGGCAGGGGCAGAGAUGCGAGAGACAAAGACUACAAGUGACCCCGAUAUAUCGCUCUUACUCCGUGAGCUGUCUAUUUUUGGUCAUGCGCAGCCGCUCUCAAACGAAAGCCGAUUGCUUAUGCGAAAGAAGAUACAAGCCCUCAUCGGUUGGACUGGCAUGCCAGCGGUUUGGAUUACCAUCAACCCCAACGACAUCAAUAACCCCGUCAAGAUAAGACUCUCGAUCCACAGGCUGCAUGACUAUGACACUGCAUGUGAUCUCUUGGCCGAUCUUCACAACAGUUACGAGAGAAUCGCGCUCAGCAUCAUGGAUCCAGUCAGCGCUGCCAUCUUCUUCCACCGAGAAGUGUCCUCUUCUUCGACAAAUAUGUCAGGGCAGGCGAGGAGUCAGUUUUUGGCAAGAUUAGCCAUUACUAUGCAACGGUGGAGACAAACGAACGAGGCAGUCUGCACUUGCAUGGGCUCCUUUGGUUAG
Metarhizium robertsii ARSEF 23 is the source of this 552-nucleotide messenger RNA. RefSeq lists its product as uncharacterized. The record is from RefSeq and is a predicted model, not a curated record. Lineage: Eukaryota; Fungi; Ascomycota; Sordariomycetes; Hypocreales; Clavicipitaceae. The coding region runs from base 1 to 552 and encodes 183 amino acids. The transcript has a single exon.